UUGCGAGUGUACGUACGACUGAGCCCAUGUGUGGUGUUGCGGUUCGCGAGGUAUGCACCUUGACCAAAGAUUCCUCCCUGUCGGUCGAUAACAAUAGCUCGGGCGUUGAAGGUGCAUCAAGCAGUCAGCGUAUCCUGGAUGGCGCAAGUUACGGAGCAAUCCUCCUCCAGUUUGCCGCCAGCACGACCUUUCCCAAUCGAAAGUCUCCCGACAGAGCUGCUUGCUUGCGUGCUCUACCACGCCUCCCAAGACACCCCCUUGGAGAUUCCCCUUCGUUUCUCCCUCAAAAAUCGGUCCCCCAGAUGCCAGUUCUACCCCGCGAUCGCGCUGACAUGGGUCUGCGCCAGAUGGAGGGCCAUCGUGCUUGCCACUCCCGCAUGCUGGUCGCCUGAGUCUAUCGACAUAGAUCUUCAAGCAUUCGCCGACUGGUCUACGGACCCGGUCAGGCAUGCGCGUACCCGGGCGCGAUGCCUCGCUCUGCUCGAGUGCUACCUCACGCGCUCCGGGUUGGUCCCGCUGGUCAUGAACCUCGACGGGUCCGACAACGAGGAAUGGAUGCAGGCGAUCGACGUCGUGCGCCUCGCAUGCAGUUCUGCCUUCCGCUGGCAAGCAUGUCGACUCCCGUACUUUGUCGCCGACUGGCUAUCCGAGACGCCGACGUGUGCUGCGCCUCUGCUCCUCGAGGAGGCGCACGUGGAAGGACCCUACAUCGCCCGCGCGGACUUCUUCGCCAAGUCGCCACGCCUGCGCCAGUGGCAAGGGCCAGUGACGUUCGACGUGGACAAGCCGCACCUGCGGUGGGGCCAGCUUACGCACUUGCUCGUUGAUCACCCCUCCGAGUUCGUGUCCGUCCAGUUUCUCAUGGGCUUCAUCGCGCACUGUCGCCAGUUGGUCGAGCUUGGGAUCAACGUCUGGAGGGAUCCCGAGCGAGCUAUGCCACCGCGGGGUGCCGAAGUCGUCCUCCCUCAUCUGUUGAGCGUGCAAUUCACGUUGGAUGAUCAGGACGUCCUUGCGCAUAUCCUUGCGUCGUUCACGCUCCCUGCGUUGUCGAAUCUCUCACUCUUGGGAUGCAAUGCGAUCGAUGAUGAAUGGCAAGAACCCUUCGGGCACCUGCGUCUGCAGCGGUGGCCGGUGGAGGAGUUUGAGGGAUUCCUAGAGCGCUCGCAAUGCAGUCUUCGAACCCUGCACAUCAUAUUCCUUGCCAUCCCUCAGGACGAUAUCAUCCGCAUCAUGCACAAGCUCCCGCAUAUCUCGGACUUCGCGCUGGACGAGCGAGAGAUCAAGGACGGUCGGGGACAACCGACUUCGUCCUCUAUCAACGAUGCCCUCCUUCAGCGGCUCUCUUCAGUCGACGGCUCUGCACCCGAGCUGCUGCCGCGACUUGAGAGGCUUGCGAUCAAGGGCGUGCUCAACUUCGAUUGGCAGAUGCUCUUGACCAUGGUCAAAUCGAGGACGAAUCCACGCUUGCAGCAUCUGCAUAUCUUCGUCGACGAUUCAUCGAGGUCGGAUAUAGACCAGGACACGGAGGAGCGGCUGAUGGAGCAUUUGGGACGCUACGGCUUUUGGAAUCAUUGCGGAGUCAGGCUUGGAUGGAAGAGGCAUCCUCUUUUAAUUGAUAUAGAGGGGAUGCCGACGUAGCCUCAGACAAUGGUGACAAACCCGGCGCGGGGUGAUUCGUGGUGGCUAUAGCAACACACCCGUGGCUACCUUCCAAUCAAAAGGGUUUGA
Messenger RNA from Schizophyllum commune H4-8, 1728 nucleotides. RefSeq lists its product as uncharacterized. NCBI's taxonomy places the organism in Eukaryota, Fungi, Basidiomycota, Agaricomycetes, Agaricales, Schizophyllaceae. The coding region runs from base 139 to 1638 and encodes 499 amino acids. The transcript has 2 exons. The record is from RefSeq and is a predicted model, not a curated record.